Molecule: messenger RNA, 2928 nt
Organism: Mollisia scopiformis
Lineage: Eukaryota; Fungi; Ascomycota; Leotiomycetes; Helotiales; Mollisiaceae
Exons: 4
Coding region: 423-2690 (755 amino acids)
Source: RefSeq, a predicted model, not a curated record
CGUGGAUUAUUCGGUGACACGGUCAUGCUUGAUGUCGAGGCAUCAGGGCAGUUUCCACAUUGGGACGAGAGGCAACAUUUGCACGCUGGUCUUCCUUCUUUCCUCCUUCCUCUAAAAUCAACUCCCAAGAUGUGUUCUUCGCGCACAUCGUGUUUCCCGAUUUUCCCUUUUCACAGCAACAUCGCUUUCUGCUUUCAUGGCCAAUGGCCUUCUCCAGUUAUAUUGCUUUGCAUUCCUUCCAGUCUUAAAUUUGUUGCUGCGUUGCUAGCGUUACCAAAGGGACAAAGAAUGUGAUCACCUCAAUGCGUGCUGUGUGAGAAUUCUUUUCGUCCGAUCCAGUACCCGCCAAUAUCCAUUUCGUGUCACUUGUUCUAGGAGUCCUUCGUUACUUUCAAGCACUUUCACCGAGGAAUUGCUUCAAGAUGGGUUCGCGUGUCGCAAGAUUGCGCGCAGAUCGAGACGCGAGACUACAACAAAGAAUAGAGAACUUGGAGGAUCUAUGGUAUGACGAGCUGGAAGAUGACACUGACCUAUUCUACAAGCCAUGGAAGACGCCCGGAAUCGUCCCGGACAACUUGGGUCCAGGCACGGACCCGAGCGCGCAGCCCAUGACUCCCUGGUACAUUGAUACGGAUCCCUGGUUCUCUAGCAGAUCAAUGGAUGGCGAAUUUUCCUAUAUUCUUGAGGACAUCUCCAAAUAUGCGAAAGCGAGACUUGGACCCCAGAGAGCGGCUGAUAUAGAUGAAAUGAUGCAAAAGCUUAAAGGGGGUAUGUUCGACCGCGAUGUCUUGCUUUGGGGUAUAGGUAGCGAUGCCUUGAUCCCUGAUGAUGACACGCCUCUUCAUAUCAUAGCAACAGUACUUGAGAAUGGCAAGAAACUCGGAACUGAAGACAUCGAUUUUGACGACGUAGAGGCUGUGGGUUGGGACAGAGAAAUAGACGACGACGGUGAUGAAUACUGGUCGAACAACAUCACAAAAAAGAGAAGAUACAUCAAACCCAUUAGCAAGAGGGUCCUAGACCUCUAUCCAACAGCAAGCCUUUGGUCGCCAAUACGUGAGCUCUGGGGCUUGUUGAAACAUCUGCGUAUAUUGAGAAGAUUUGCCGAUGGUAGAAAUCCUGAAGUCACAGCCAGGCCUCUUCCCAACGGCGAGAACAUCCCACCACAACACGAUGCUCUUACCAUAGCUUGGGUUUUACAUCGAGCCUGGAUACGUAUGUUGCAUUACAGAACCCUUGUCAUCGGAAUCCCUGUAGAUGGCUCGCCGAACCCAGAGAUAAAAAAUAGAGGCUUGGGCUACUUGUAUCGAAACUUCCAACUCUCUCUGGCUCUUUUGAGUUUGGAGAUGCGGGACGUUAAAAGAGACCCAGAAAGUCAACAAGAUAAUCUCGCUAGGUAUAGCACGAUCCAUCGUACCUCUCAGGAUAUUGAUGCUGCUCUAAAAGCCCUGGGGCAAUUCAUUGACACAGAAACCCGACCACCCACACGUACUCGCACAAAAGCCGAAACUCGUGUAUACAAUCUUCGUCCCGAUAGGAUCAAACCCGCGAUUGAAUUGGCUCUACAAGGCCUACCUGUUAUGUGGAAACUCUGGAGUAGAAUCCUGCGCAAAACUAGAGAUUUUAACAAAGCCUCGGACGUAUCCCAUAUUGAAGAUGUGCUGGUGUCAAAGCGACUUGUUUAUGAUGACGAGUGGUUUUUUAUGGCAGAAACACUCAUUCGAGAUCCGGAUUAUGACCCAGAAGUUUUUCUCGAUGAAGCAGAUCCCAGUGUAGAGAUGGGAGAGCAGAGAAUGAUUGGCAUUCUUCAAAAAACCGCAGAGGUCAAUAGACUACGACGAAACAAACUUCUCCUGACUGAAUGGAGUGAAAGCAGGCCGUGGAAACAGCUGUACGUGAUGUGUGAUACUUCUGCAAAAGGCCAACCGGAUCUGAUCCCUUUGAUUGAAGCCUUCUGGACCAAGCUCGAAACGAUGAAGCAGCAUUAUAAGCUAGCGGAGACCAACAAUCCUUCAAAUGAAGCGAAUGUCUGGUCAAAGUUGUUCACCAUCCAUCCCCUUGCCACUACCGAUCCGCCAUCCGCUGCACGUAUGGGAGGUUUCUACGAAGGAGACUGUUGCAUUUGUCAAGAGGAUUAUAAAGACGAACCGGACAAAAUCUUCAUGCGCCUUCACUGUAACCAUUACGUCCACUUCACUUGCGUCAGGACAAUGUGGGACAACCCCGAUAAGCUUACAUUCCCAUGUCCCCUGUGUCGCACCUCUGCCAGUGAUUGGCAUCUCCACGAUCACGCCGGCAUCAGUCCCGAGAAUCCAGUUCUUGAUGUAUGGGACUAUGAAGAGCUCGAAGGCAUGGGCUACAUCGCCGGUGCACCGAAUGCCGCCAUCCCAACCGACCCGCAUCCCGACAUGGACGCCCACUAUCACCGCACAGAUUUGUGCAAAUUUGUCAUGUCUACACUGUGGGACGAGGAUGCAGGGUAUCCCUAUGUCAAUCCUGCUAAUCCAAGGAACAUGAACGAUGUGCUCGUAGGUGGAGCCGGUGUAAGGAAUCGAGAGCCAUCCGUAGAGAUGGCGGUCAUGAGGAAGAAGAGGAGGAUAAGGAACCGAGCGAGAGCUGAGCUCGCUGCUGACGCUCAGAGAGGAUACGAGUUUCUGGACCCAAGCGAUGCAGAGAAUUUGGGGAUUUAAGCUUUGGCCAUUUUUGUGAAGGUUUGGGUGUUUUGCUUCGGGGGAGCAGACUUGCGCCUGUUGGAUUUUCUGUUUAUAAUUUUGCCUUUGUUUUAGUACCUUCCUCCUUGUUAGCACCUUAAAGUCUCUGGCACUCUUAUUCAAUGAUCUCGUUACCAUCUACCUUGUUUAUAUUGCUCUUUUCUUCUUAACGGCUAUGCAAAAAUUUUGAAGCAAGAAGUUUGUUCGGGAAGUUGGC